AUGGCGGAUGUCAAGAAGAAAAUCAAGGCACGUCAAGGCCAUCGUACAUUUGUAGAAAGCGUUAUGACAAAAUCUCGUGAGUUGAUUGCUGGUGAAAUUACUGAAGAUAUCUGUCGGAAGCUACAAGUAAAUAAACGAAUUUUAGAAGGUAAAAUGGCUCUCUUGGAAAGUAUAAAUAGUGAAAUUGUCGAUCUUUUGAACGCGAAAGAUAAUAUCGAGAAGGAAAUUAUUGAUAGCUCAGAGUUUAAUGCCACAGUCGACGAAUGCCUCGUUCAAAUUGAUAUUGUAUUGACGGAAAGUGCAAAAGUUCAAGUGAGUCCACAUCAACCAGUUCUUACACCAAGUACUGCACCUAUCAAGGCUAAAUUACCUAAGUUGUCUCUGAAUAAAUUCUCGGGUAAUCCUGUUGACUGGCAGGCAUUUUGGGAUUCGUUCGAUUCUGCAGUUGGGUCAAACUCGUCAUUAAGUGAUGUGGACAAAUUCAAUUACUUGAAAUCAUUAUUACAUGGUUCUGCAGCAGAAACAAUCAGUGGAUUUUCGCUUACAAAGGAAAAUUAUUGUGAAGCUAUCAAAUUACUAAACUAA
Paramuricea clavata is the source of this 585-nucleotide messenger RNA. NCBI's taxonomy places the organism in Eukaryota, Metazoa, Cnidaria, Anthozoa, Malacalcyonacea, Plexauridae. The record is from the annotation of a GenBank genome assembly.